GCUCGACCUCCCCCCCCCCCCCCGCUCCCCACCGAUGAGGGUGUUCGGGCGGCCGCGGUCCCCGGCACUGGUGCUGCUGCUCCUGCGGCCGCUGCUCGCUUCCGGAGACCCCGCGUCCGGCCCGCAGGCCCGAGCCAUGAACCCGGGCGGCGGCGGCGGCGGCGGCGGCGGUGCGCGGGGCUCGCCGGCGGACGGCCACCGCUUGCAGCGCUCCACCGUGCCAGGCUCCGACCCGCAGCGCUGCAACGAACUGCUCCUGCUGGCGGCCGGGGACGGGGAGGAAGCCGCCCCGGAGCAGCCGCGGCACCACGUCCUCUACUUCCCCGGGGAUGUGCAGAAUUACCAUGAAAUUAUGACUCGUCAUCCUGAGAAUUAUCAAUGGGAAAAUUGGAGUCUAGAAAACAUUGCCACCAUUUUAGCCCACCGUUUUCCCAAUAGUUACAUUUGGGUAAUAAAGUGUUCCCGGAUGCAUUUGCACAAAUUCAGCUGCUAUGACAAUUUUGUGAAGAGCAACAUGUUUGGUGCACCAGAACACACCCCGGACUUUGGAGCCUUUAAGCACUUGUAUAUGUUAUUAGUUAAUGCUUUUAGCUUAACUCAGAACGGUUUUCUGUCCAAGAACAGGAGUGUUUGCAAUAAGGAUUGUAAAGCAUCUAACUGUGAGUCUAAUUCUUCUACUACUAGUAAUGGUGGCCAGGAGGAAAAAGAGAGGACCUGUGAAAACCUGGAGGAGUCUGCCGGGAGUUCUGCUCAGCUCUCAUUGAAUGCUGCAUCGUUUACUUUGGUGGGAUUCAGUAAAGGCUGUGUUGUUUUGAAUCAGUUGCUGUUUGAGUUGAAGGAAGCCAAGAAAGACAAGAACUUAGACACUUUCAUCAAAAGUAUAAGAACGAUGUACUGGCUGGACGGUGGUCAUUCUGGAGGAAGCAAUACUUGGGUCACGUAUCCAGAAGUCUUGAAAGAGUUUGCUCAAACAGGGAUUACUGUUCACACUCAUGUAACACCUUAUCAAGUACAUGAUCCAAUGAGAUCCUGGAUUGGAAAGGAGCACAAGAAAUUUGUUCAGAUACUUGGGGAUUUGGGUAUGCAGGUGACUAGCCAAAUUCAUUUUGCGAAGGAAACUCCCUCCAUAGAGAAUCACUUCAGGGUUCAUGAAGUGUUCUGAGACUUCAUGUGUUUGCUUAAGUGGGAGAACCAAGGACUUCGUUAAAACACAGAUGACGAGAUGUAAGAGUAAUUAGAUGCAUUGUCAGUUUGUGGGCUAAGAAGAUGCACAUUCCAAAAAUAUGUGUCAUAUACAGUAGGAUUCCUUGCUUGUAAAUGUGCGCAGCUUUAAAUUUUGAUUGGAUUAGAAUUAAUUUGAAGUCUAGAAGGAUAGUGUGUGAUAAUUCUAUGUCCUUUAAAAGUGAAAGAAACUUGGUGUUAGUCUUUUUAAAAGGUAAUAAAAUUGGUGUUGGAAAGAGCUGA
Peromyscus californicus insignis is the source of this 1464-nucleotide messenger RNA. RefSeq names its product chromosome unknown C2orf69 homolog (gene CUNH2orf69). The transcript has 2 exons. Bases 35 to 1162 code for a protein of 375 amino acids. Lineage: Eukaryota; Metazoa; Chordata; Mammalia; Rodentia; Cricetidae. Gene Ontology annotation, cellular component: mitochondrion. The record is from RefSeq and is a predicted model, not a curated record.